Mizuhopecten yessoensis (Yesso scallop) is the source of this 1595-nucleotide messenger RNA. RefSeq names its product tetraspanin-9-like. The coding region runs from base 87 to 926 and encodes 279 amino acids. Gene Ontology annotation, cellular component: membrane. The record is from RefSeq and is a predicted model, not a curated record. Lineage: Eukaryota; Metazoa; Mollusca; Bivalvia; Pectinida; Pectinidae. The transcript has 7 exons.
ACGAGCGCCAUGUACUAGCCGGUUGAGACGCGAGAGAAACUGUCCCGACGUCUAACAUAUCACCGACCACUGACGGAACUGACGUAAUGGGGGCGUGUAGCGGAUGUGGUCAAAUUAUCCUUGUUCUCAUCAACUUGUUAUUCGCGUUGGUGGGUAUACUACUCCUUACAGUCGGCUGUAUUGUAAAAUGGGGCGAAAGUAUCAUGGACGACGUUCUCAGCGACUGGUACAACAACUUCCGGAAGGCGCUAGAGGAAGCAGGAGUUGAUAACUCCAGCAUAGCAAAUUUCAACAUUGAAGAGUUCCUGCAAGAUGCUGCCAUAGCGUUUAUAGUGAUUGGAGCGUUCUUCUUCCUCCUGGGAAUAAUAGGUUGUCUAGGGGCGUGCUGUAAAGUCCGUGCUCUACUCAUAUGUUACUCUAUCAUCAUCGUGAUGGUUAUUCUGGUAGAACUUACAUUCGUCAUACUACUGUUUGCUAUCCGGGAAGAGGUAGACGGGUGGCUGAAGGAACCGUUACAGACGGCUAUCGCCAAUGAUUAUACGGGCACCAACGGUACAGACGCGGUCACUCUCGGUCUCAACUUUAUCAUGUCCGAGUUUGAAUGCUGUGGAGUUGAAACAUACUCCGAAUUUAACAAUACGGCGAAAAAAUGGCAGAAACUGUUACCAAAUCAAAUCAUUCCUCUCAUAUGCUGUCGGAACGCCAGCCGAACAAACUACGACUGUCUUACGAGUCCUACUACCAACAAUUCCUUCUCGGACAAGGGCUGUUACAGUGCCAUUGAGGACUGGGUUGAUGACAAUGCUGACAUCCUGAUAGGAUCCGGGGCCGCUGUAGCUGCUGUAGAGAUCCUACUGGUCCUCUUUGCCUGCGUUGUAUGUGCAAAGAACAAAUCUUCUCAGAAACGUGGAUACGAAGCCUAUUAGUACCCUCGUCUGUGUGGACAGCGUUAUAACCAUGACAUUCCGUUAUACACACCUACUGUAUUACUGGUGUGGUCAUCAGUCCAGUGUGAUCUGUGUGAACAGCAUUAUAACCAUGACAUUCCGUUAAACACACCUACUGUAUUACGGGUGUGGUCAUCAGUCCAGUGUGAUCUGUGUGAACAGCAUAUUAUAACCAUGACAUUCCGUUAUACACACCUACUGUAUUACUGGUGUAGACAUCAGUCCAGUGUGAUCUGUGUGGACAGCGUUAUAACCAUGACAUUCCGUUAUACACACCUAUUGGUGUAGACAUCAGUCCAGUGUGAACUGUGUGUAUUUUCCUGAGAUCUAUGAUUUGUUUAGAGAUAUGCUCAUUGCGUGUUUGACAUUCAUCACUUGCUCCCAUAUCUUCUUUUGGUGUAAUGUGAUCACGUGAUACAAUUUAAUUAUACUUUGGCAAUAUUAUGUAAUGAUACGAUAUUUAAUCUUAAAAGCAUCUCUUCAUCUCGUUAAAAUCCCAUACUUGUACAAUAUUCCCGAUGCUGAAAUGCAGUAUUCUCGUAUAUAGUAUAAUUGAUAUGCAACAUUGUAGUAAUAUUUUAUCAUGUAGUUAUUAUAUAUAAAAACAUAGCAGAAUAAAACGUAUCAACAACACUCACAGGCUAUUGU